Messenger RNA from Nelumbo nucifera (sacred lotus), 1958 nucleotides. RefSeq names its product zinc finger (C3HC4-type RING finger) family protein. The record is from RefSeq and is a predicted model, not a curated record. Lineage: Eukaryota; Viridiplantae; Streptophyta; Magnoliopsida; Proteales; Nelumbonaceae. Gene Ontology annotation, molecular function: ubiquitin protein ligase activity; protein binding.
GACAGUAGUCAUCAAGAUUGAAGACUGGAUGUCUGUGGCUCUGCAAGCUGCCGCGAAAACGCUGCGUCGCUUUGAAUAAGAAAUGUGAGCCAACGAGAUGCGUUGCUUUAAAGCUCAAUCGCAAUCGUAGUCGCUGGAGGAGUGAGAAAAAAAGAAGAAGAGAGAGAGAGAGAGAAUUUGAGAGUGAUCGAUAGAGUGGGAGACGUGUUCCCAAUUUGGUCCGUGUAAAAAUGGAGGACGAAGGGAAGAACACGAAACACCAAAACACUACCUCAUUUGAUUUCUCCGGUUAUUUUCCUUAUCGGUUUUCUUGUUCAUAGAGGUUGGUUUCUUCUAUUGGUUCUGCUUCUCCGUUCUUGAUCUGUCAUGGCUGAGCAAUCUUCUUCAUUUAGUCGGAACUCGACCGAAUUUGAUGAUGUCGAAGAGUUUGUCUGGGCAAGUGAAGGGGAGACUAACAUGUCAUGGGACCGGUUUGGUCAAGUUUUUGAUCUCAUGCAGAAGGGGAAUAGAGCAUUCCGAGAGGGACGAAUCGAAGAUGCAAUCAGUUAUUACUAUAAAGCUCAUAAUUUCAAGCCUGGUGAUCCUGUUAUUCUUAGCAAUCGAAGUGCUGCUUUUAGCAGGAUGUGUGAACUUCUUAAAAAAAGACCUGCUUCCACUUCUGAAUAUAAACCAUUGAAUGGUUUGGAUCCAACUACACAUGCUGAGCUUGCCUUGAAGGAUGCUGAGAAGGUGAUGAGCUAUCGAAGUAAUUCACCAAAGACGUACUUUCUGAAGGCCAAUGCUCUUAUAUUGCUAGAACAAUAUGAGUAUGCUCGGGAUACUCUUCUUUCAGGCCUUCAGGUUGAUCCUCUUAGCAAUCCUCUUCAAGCCUGUCUUCGGAAUUUGGAGAACAUGUCAGCUGGUUUAGUCAGCAGGAAGAGAAAUGGGAAACCACAACGUACUGAUGACUUUGAUUGCACACUUUGUUUGAAGUUGUUAUAUGAACCUAUAACAACUCCUUGUGGGCAUUCGUUUUGCCGAUCGUGUUUAUUUCAGUCUAUGGACCAUGGUAACAAAUGUCCAAUGUGUCGGACUGUUUUAUUUAUUAAUCCCAAAACAUAUUCACUGAGUGUGACGCUGAACAACAUUAUACAGAAGAACUUUGCAGAGGAAUAUGCUGAAAGGAAGUCAGAGCAUGAGAAUUUGACAAAUUUAGGUGUUGAUUUGCUGCCUCUCUUUGUCAUGGAUGUCAUCCUCCCAUGCCAGAAGUUGUCGCUCAACAUAUUUGAGCCCCGCUACAGACUUAUGGUGAGGAGGAUAAUGGAAGGAAAUCAUCGAAUGGGAAUGGCUGCCAUUGACUCUACAACAGGUGCCAUAGCUGAUUUGGCUUGUGAAGUUGAAAUAACUGAGUGUGAGCCACUUCCAGAUGGUCGUUUCUAUCUAGAGGUUGAAGGUCGUCGAAGAUUUCACAUCCUCCGAUCAUGGGACCAGGAUGGGUAUCGAAUUGCAGAAGUAGAAUGGGUACAAGAUAUUUCUCCACAGGAAGGGACAAGAGAGAGGGGAGAUUUACAGGAAGUGGCUAGUGAGGCAGCGGAAUUUGCUCGUUCAUGGAUAAGGAGAGCAAAAGAAGCAGCACGAACAGGUAGGAGAUCAAGGCAAAUUGAACUCCUUCAAGCUGAAGCAGUGCCCAUACCACAGGAUCCUGAGCGCUUCAGUUUUUGGCUUGUGAGCUUGUCAAGCCUAAGGCCAUCUGAUAAAUUGGAACUAUUGCGUUUAAGAGAUACAAAAGAGAGGAUACAACGGGGGCUAAUUUAUCUGAGAGCCGAAGAACAGGGCUGUCGAAUGCAAUGAAGUUGUAGAAACAGGUUUCAGUGCUUUGUAGUUGUACAUGGAUAUGGUAAAAGUAACUGAUAAAAGAAUGGAUUUUGGUAAAAUUCAAUUUGUUUCAAUAUAAAUUCUUAUUCUUUUGCUCCAUCCAA